GCUUGGUCCAUGUCCCAUGAUGCUUAUUGCUUCAUAGUUCAUACAUGCUUCAUACAUCAUAUGUCUCGUUGUCAGUUUUUAGUUUAAAACUAAGUACGAAGCUAAGAGUUACGAGAUACCUAAAUUAAACAACUGCUGAGCAAUUAAAUGAAAUUAUAAGUUGAAAUGGAUAAACGUUCGAAAAAUUUACCCAAAUUUGGGGCAGCAAAACUUUCAUUUACACCAAAUUUAGGAUAUAAAAGAAUUGUAACCAAAGAUUCAGAUCAACUAUCUAAAGUAGAAGUCAAAGUUGAACAUGAUGCUAAUACAAGUGCUCAAUUAUCGUCAGCACAAAAACAAAAAAAAACUAAAGAAAGAUCUACAACACAGGUACAAAGUGUAUUUUCUAACAUGAGCGCAACAAGCCAGGGUAGAUCAGGUCCAUCACGCAUGGGAUUAUCAUCUGGUUUUCGAUCUUAUUCAAACCUCGGUAGUUUCAAUAGUUCAGGAUCUUAUAUGAAAAAAGAAGCUUGUCAAAGCAUACAAGAAAUGCAAAUGUUAGAAAAUACCCAAUUUGAUGUGGAUGACCCCAUAGAUGAGUCUCAUGGACCAGUUCGAUUACCAUAUUUCAGAAAAGAUAGGGUACCACAAAUUAAGUCUGAAAUGAGUUUAGAAUAUCCAUUCCAGAAGAAUAUAUAUCCUUCAUUAAGUGAAUUAAUUUCUCCUGAAUUAUUAAUUACUUUGCAGUUCUAUGACAGUUCAUUUAGUAUUCACCCAAAGAUUGCAAAUAUUGAUUUAAGAGAAAAUAAUGAUAAUGAUGUAAUAUCAGCCAAAAUAAAACCAGAAGUACCUAUAAAAAUGGAAUUUAAUGGCCAUUUAAAAACUGAAAAUGAUUCAGAAGCUGUUUUUAAGUCCAAACCAAUAGGAAAACUUCAAUAUUAUAGAUCUGGGCGUGUUGUUUUAAUCUUUAAUGAAAAAAAAUAUGAAUUAUUAAAAGCCAAUGAGGAUAAACAUCACAAGGAAUUAUUCAGUCUUACUAAAAUUGAAGAAGCUGAAAGACCGGAUAAACUAGUGAGCUUAGGAACAGUACCUAUACGACUAAAAGCUGUUUCAGAUAUUGAUAAUAUAAUUGAGCACUUUUUAACAAAUAAUAAUUAGUAUACAAUUUUUUUUUUUAUUUUAUGUACAAUAAAAAAUUAAUAAUCAUACUUAUACAAAGAAUUACAAUGUAUCAUAAUCUUCCAA
Acyrthosiphon pisum (pea aphid) is the source of this 1224-nucleotide messenger RNA. RefSeq lists its product as uncharacterized. Gene Ontology annotation, molecular function: DNA binding. Gene Ontology annotation, biological process: transcription by RNA polymerase III. The record is from RefSeq and is marked validated. Gene Ontology annotation, cellular component: RNA polymerase III complex. Lineage: Eukaryota; Metazoa; Arthropoda; Insecta; Hemiptera; Aphididae.